Molecule: messenger RNA, 237 nt
Organism: Anisakis simplex (herring worm)
Lineage: Eukaryota; Metazoa; Nematoda; Chromadorea; Rhabditida; Anisakidae
Source: the annotation of a GenBank genome assembly
CUAUCGGAUCAAUCAGCCCCAGGUCGUGUGUUGUUCAGUGGUAAUUUUUUUGUGAACAACGCGAUUGCGGGUGCGAUUGAAUUGCCGACGUUAUUGGGAUGCGUUUAUCUGAUGCGAUUCGGCAGAAAGAAGUCCCAAAUGUUCACGUUAAUAUUUUCCUCAUUAUUCAUCGUGAUCGCGAUGUGUGCUAUGCAACAGAAAUAUCAUAUUAUAAUGAGUAGUUAUAUAAUAUUAUAG